Messenger RNA from Rubroshorea leprosula, 1914 nucleotides. Lineage: Eukaryota; Viridiplantae; Streptophyta; Magnoliopsida; Malvales; Dipterocarpaceae. The record is from the annotation of a GenBank genome assembly.
AAGGGAAAAAGCGAGCUCCUGACCUGCAACUUUGCAUCUGUGCCUGUACAUGAAAUUAGGAUUAAGAGCUAAUUAGGGAAGCAAAACUGUUCCAUGUGAAAAAAUUGGAAAUUUGCGCUGAAGAUUCUUCCUUUCUAACUUUCUAUCGCAUUCGGAUCGAAAAUUUGGUGGAGGAUAGGUGCAAUUUUCGUCAGAGGAAGUGGAGAUAGUAGAUAGAUGAAGGACCCAUUGCGAAGAACCAAAGUGGUGUUGCGGCACCUGCCUCCAUCCCUCGGCCAAGCCGAUCUCCUUGCCCAAAUCGACGAUCGUUUCCGUAAUCGCUACAAUUGGUUCUCCUUCCGCCCCGGCAAGUCAAGCCAUAAACAUCAGAGGUAUUCUCGAGCCUACAUAGAUUUCAAGAAUCCAGAAGAUGUUUUUGAGUUUGCUGAGUUUUUUGAUGGACAUGUGUUUGUUAAUGAGAAAGGCACUCAGCUUAAGGCAAUAGUUGAAUAUUCUCCUUCACAGCGUGUCCCAAAGCCAUGCAGUAAAAGGGAUGGUCGUGAAGGGACCAUUUUUAAAGAUCCUGAUUAUCUGGAGUUCCUCAAACUGAUUGCAAAACCUGUUGAGAAUCUUCCUAGUGCUGAGGUCCAGUUGGAAAGAAAGGAAGCAGAGCUAUCUAAUGCUGCAAAAGAAAUCCCGAUUAUUACACCCCUAAUGGAAUUUGUGCGCCAGAAGCGAGCUGCCAAGAAUGGAAUACAGAGGUCAGUCACUACAGGGAAGGUCAGAAGAUCUGGGGCCACAUCUAAAGGCAAGGCUGGUGUGAGUGCUACCAAGCGAUCAUCUGAGAAGAAAAAGUAUGUUCUAAAGGAUGGUGCAAAAUCUUCAAGUCGCAAGGACAAGUCAAAUUUUGUCGUAAUGUCAAGGCGAAAGGAUAAAUCAGUAAUUUCAAGUGUCUGCAGCAUUGAUACGCCGGUGACAGGGGUUACUUUGACUUCUGAGUCUGGAAAGAAAAAGAUCCUGUUGUUAAAACCAAAAGAUAGAGAAGCUCCUCAUCAGGAUGCUGUGUCCCCUGUUACAAAUUCAUCCACUUCACCUGCUUUGGGGCAGAAUCGGAGUCGGGAGGCUGGUGGAAGGUUGAUAAGAAGCAUACUUUUGAAUAACGAAGCAUCACAAUCUUCUGCAGCAGCUCAGCCUCAACAGAAAGCUCAAACAAUCGGUUUGGAAUAUAUUAAGCGACCUCCCCGUCCCAGUAACACUCAGUUGGGUAUGAAUGGUCAUGUCACUAAUAAUGAACCAUCUUCAUUUGGUUCUGAUGUUGAUUCAAAAAGGAUGUCAGAUGAUAGAUUUGGAAAAAAAGAAAAGCACAGUUUGGGUUCUACUGGUGAGAAGCAUGAAAAACGUACUAGGAAUAAAGACAGGCCUGAUCGUGGAGUAUGGGCUCCUCUCCGUCGUGCUGAUUUUCCGCAAGCUAAGGAGCACUGUUCACAUGCAUUGCAAUCUAGUCAGCUGCCUUCUGAUUCUGUUGAAGUUACCCUGGGAGAAAUGAAAGGUGACAUACCUCAUGGAAGCAGCGGACGUAAUGGCCAUUCCGUGGAAAAUGGUUCUCAUCAACAUUUUGGUUGGCGAAUAGGAGCCCAAAGUUUGAAGGAUGAUGGAUCUGCAAUAUCAACCGAGGUGAAGUCUUCAAAAAGAGGGGGUGCUGCAGGUGGUGGUGGUGUCCAUGAGAAACAAGUGUGGGUGCAGAAAUCAUCUGCUUCUUAGAAGAUCUACCUAAAUCUUGUAAGCCUUCUCCACAUUUUAGUUUCCUUCAGCCCUAGUGCAUGAGAUUUUAACUGUUUCUUCAGUAAAUACUAAACAGGAAAUUCAAGCUAAAUGUACAAGAGCGUUGCCAAAUGCUAGGAUUUGUAAUGGCAUUAAUAUAGCCAGUGGUGCAGA